This is a messenger RNA of Calidris pugnax (ruff), 4756 nucleotides long. It is a transcript of the gene KIF5C, whose product is annotated as kinesin family member 5C. Bases 26 to 2899 code for a protein of 957 amino acids. Gene Ontology annotation, biological process: microtubule-based movement. NCBI's taxonomy places the organism in Eukaryota, Metazoa, Chordata, Aves, Charadriiformes, Scolopacidae. Gene Ontology annotation, molecular function: microtubule binding; ATP binding; microtubule motor activity. The record is from RefSeq and is a predicted model, not a curated record. The transcript has 26 exons.
GGUGCCCGCCCGCCCGCCCGGCGAGAUGGCGGAUCCCGCCGAGUGCAGUAUCAAAGUGAUGUGCCGGUUCCGGCCCCUCAACGAAGCGGAGAUUCUCCGGGGGGAUAAAUUCAUCCCUAAAUUCAAGGGCGAGGAGACGGUGGUCAUCGGGCAAGGGAAGCCGUAUGUCUUUGAUAGAGUGUUACCUCCUAAUACAACCCAGGAACAAGUUUAUAACGCCUGUGCCAAGCAGAUUGUUAAAGAUGUUCUUGAAGGCUACAAUGGCACAAUCUUUGCUUACGGACAGACAUCAUCAGGAAAAACACACACUAUGGAGGGAAAGCUGCACGACCCUCAGCUCAUGGGAAUCAUUCCAAGAAUUGCACAUGACAUCUUUGAUCACAUCUAUUCCAUGGAUGAAAACCUGGAGUUUCACAUAAAGGUUUCCUACUUUGAGAUAUAUUUGGACAAAAUAAGGGACCUACUUGAUGUGUCAAAGACAAACCUCGCUGUACAUGAAGAUAAAAACAGAGUCCCAUAUGUUAAGGGUUGUACAGAAAGAUUUGUAUCUAGUCCUGAAGAAGUUUUGGAUGUCAUUGAUGAAGGGAAAGCGAACCGUCACGUAGCCGUCACAAAUAUGAAUGAACACAGCUCUAGGAGCCACAGUAUCUUCCUCAUUAACAUUAAACAAGAGAAUGUGGAAACUGAGAAGAAACUCAGUGGAAAGCUUUACCUGGUGGACUUGGCUGGAAGUGAGAAGGUCAGCAAAACCGGAGCGGAGGGCGCUGUUCUUGAUGAAGCUAAAAAUAUCAAUAAGUCUUUGUCUGCAUUAGGCAAUGUGAUAUCUGCCUUGGCAGAAGGAACUAAAACCCAUGUUCCGUACCGAGACAGCAAAAUGACCCGAAUACUUCAGGAUUCCCUCGGUGGGAACUGCAGAACCACCAUCGUGAUAUGCUGUUCUCCUUCCGUGUUCAACGAAGCAGAAACAAAGUCCACCCUGAUGUUUGGCCAACGAGCCAAGACGAUCAAGAACACGGUGUCUGUGAAUCUGGAGUUGACCGCGGAGGAGUGGAAGAAAAAAUACGAGAAGGAGAAAGACAAAAACAAGAGUCUAAAGAAUGUUAUUCAGCACCUAGAGCUGGAACUGAACAGGUGGAGAAACGGAGAAGCUGUGCCUGAAGAUGAGCAGAUCAGCUCAAAGGACCAGAAGAACCUGGAGCCUUGUGAUAACACCCCAAUUAUCGACAACAUCACGCCGGUCGUUGCCAGCAUCUCGACAGAGGAGAAGCAGAAAUAUGAUGAGGAGAUUGCCAGUCUCUACAGGCAGCUGGAUGAUAAGGAUGAUGAAAUCAACCAGCAGAGCCAGUUGGCUGAAAAGCUCAAGCAACAAAUGUUGGAUCAAGAGGAGCUUUUGGCCUCCACUAGGAGAGAUUAUGAGAAGAUCCAAGAGGAGCUGACCCGUCUCCAGAUUGAGAACGAAGCAGCCAAAGAUGAAGUCAAAGAGGUCCUUCAGGCCCUGGAAGAAUUAGCUGUCAAUUAUGACCAGAAAUCCCAAGAAGUGGAGGACAAAACAAGGGCCAACGAGCAACUGGCCGAUGAGCUGGCACAAAAGAGUAGCACCCUGACGGCCACCCAGAGGGAGCUGGGCCAGUUGCAGGAGCUCAGUAACCAUCAGAAGAAGAGGGCAACAGAAAUCUUGAACUUGCUGCUUAAGGACCUGGGGGAGAUUGGAGGAAUCAUCGGUACUAACGAUGUGAAAACAUUAGCAGAUGUCAACGGGGUGAUUGAGGAGGAGUUCACCAUGGCACGGCUUUACAUCAGCAAGAUGAAGUCUGAGGUGAAGUCCCUGGUGAACCGCAGCAAGCAGCUGGAGAGCGCCCAGAUUGACUCCAACAGGAAGAUGAACGCCAGUGAGAGGGAGCUUGCAGCUUGCCAGCUCCUCAUUUCACAGCAUGAAGCGAAGAUCAAGUCCCUUACAGACUACAUGCAAAACAUGGAGCAGAAGAGAAGGCAGCUGGAAGAGUCACAGGACUCUCUCAAUGAAGAACUCGCCAAGUUACGGGCUCAAGAAAAGAUGCACGAAGUCAGCUUCAAGGAUAAGGAGAAGGAGCAUCUGACCCGGCUUCAGGAUGCAGAGGAGAUGAAGAAGGCCCUGGAGCAGCAGAUGGAGAGUCACAGGGAAGCCCACCAGAAGCAGCUGUCCAGGCUGAGGGAUGAAAUUGAAGAGAAGCAGAAAAUAAUCGAUGAAAUCAGAGAUAUGAAUCAGAAGCUGCAAUUGGAACAAGAGAAACUGAGCGCUGAUUACGAUAAAUUAAAAAUUGAGGACCAGGAAAGAGAAAUGAAGCUGGAAAAGCUCAUACUGCUUAAUGAUAAAAGGGAACAAGCAAGAGAAGAUCUUAAGGGCCUGGAGGAAACAGUGGCAAGAGAACUUCAGACUCUUCACAACCUACGCAAACUGUUUGUGCAAGAUCUCACCACCCGCGUUAAAAAAAGUGUUGAACUUGACAGCGACGAUGGAGGUGGAAGUGCUGCGCAGAAGCAGAAAAUUUCCUUUCUUGAGAACAACCUGGAACAGCUUACGAAGGUUCACAAACAGUUGGUACGUGAUAAUGCAGAUCUUCGUUGUGAGCUUCCUAAGCUGGAAAAACGACUUCGAGCUACGGCAGAGAGAGUCAAGGCCCUGGAGAGCGCACUGAAGGAGGCCAAGGAGAACGCCAUGCGAGACCGCAAACGGUACCAGCAGGAGGUAGAUCGCAUUAAGGAGGCCGUGAGAGCCAAAAACAUGGCACGGAGAGCACACUCCGCUCAAAUUGCCAAGCCCAUCCGCCCUGGUCACUACCCAGCGUCUUCUCCGACGGCUGUCCACGCCAUCCGAGGGGGAGGGAUGUCCAACUCCAGCUACUAUCACAACACCAAAUAAACGAGAAGUCAGUUCCACUUAGCAUGCUAAGGACUGUCAUUAAGUCACUAGCUUCUUUUUUCUCCCUUCCCCUUCCUCAACCCGAUCCACAUCCCCAUCAUCCUGCGCGUCCUGCAGCCAUCUGCAAUGCACCGGUCCCGGGUCUUUUGAGCUUCGUAGGAUUCUCCACGUGUACAGAAGUGUUCGGCUCGACUCUUCUACAGAUACUUGUACAAUGUAUUUAACAUAACCAUCUAAAGUAAACGGUAGGAAGUCUGCCACUCAGAAUCUCUCACUGACUGCGUUUGACCCCUUAGCGCUGGUUUUAGGGUUGGGGCUUCUCCGAUGCUUUCGCCAAGUCCUCUGUUUUGCAGCAGUAAAUCCCGACUUCUGGCAUCAGAGAGUUAAUGAUUCCAUGACCAAGUGCCAUCGAAGGCAGGUGAUUGUGCUCUGUCAUGACUGAUUUACUGUAUAAUAUACAUAUUAUUUUAUAUUUUUAGGGGAAGAAAAUGUGCUGCUAUAUGGUUUAAUUUUACUGCUUACAUUUUCAGAAGUAAAUUUCCCCAAAGAACCAUUUGUAAUAUCCUGAUAAAAAUCUUUGGACUGUAUAAAAUAACCUUUAUUGCAGUACCUGGUAAAGAUCAAACGGGAUGCAGAGAAAUCUGUUAGUAUAGAUCUAGGUUUUUUGAAGUUUGGUAGUUACAUGAAUAUAUCUGUGUGGUCUAUCUGAUUAAGAUAAUUAAUUAAGAUCUGAUCUGCUUGUAGUUCUCCCUACGGUGGUGGGUUUUCCUGGAGUGUGAUGGCUAGCCAUGUGUUUGUAAGCGUUGUUCUCUAUGAAAUUUUGAAGGCUUUCAGAAUGCUGUGGAAAUCUUGUCUUGGAAAAGCUGACAAGCAUCCUCCCCCCCCUUCCCUCCCCCUUUCCCACUCCCCUCACGCCUUCGGGAAGCCCCGAUCCGUUCACUCAGGAAUUCAGGUACCGGAGUGAACUGUCCCCUACCAGAACAGACGCUACGUUAAAGAAAUAAAAAUAAAAUCCUCCAAACCUUACCCCUUCCCUUAAAAAAAAAAUCAUAGAGAGUCCUAAAGGAGGCAAAGAGUCGUCUGCUCGAGCUGUCCUUUGCAGAUCAAAUUUGGGAAUACGCUUGUUAGGAGGCGGAGAGCGUAUUGCAGGGGGAAAAGGAUGUCAUGAGAAGCUCCACCAAGCAAGUGGUGGUAAGGAUGAGACCCCCUUCCUUCCCCUUCUCGGAUCUCUCUUGCGUGCCAGAGGGAAAGUUUCCAUCUUCUCAGCACUGGGGGGCACUGGAAUCGUUCUGGGAAGGUUCCUCAGGCAGGCAGAAGCUCCUGCUCCUCCUCCUGCUUCUGUGCCACACACACAUAUCCUCCUCCUGCACCCCUACCUCUAACCACGCAGGUUCCAGGAAGGGUACGGCCCAGCAUAGCCCUCUGCUCUUGUUUUGCAGACAUUUGCUCAUAUUUAAUUUAAGAUUGACUUUUUUUUUUAAUUAUUAUUUUUAUUUUAAUCUCCGGACGUGUUUGUUAGUAGACGUAGAACUAUUUAGUGCUCGGUGCAGAGCGUUUUGAAAGAUUGUGAAUUGACUUUAGGUAUUUUUUUUUUUCUACUGAAAUUAAUUAGGUUGUUGCAAAGCGAGUUGAACUUAAUUUAACUGUUGUUUUGUUGUUGUUUUUUUUUUUUUCACAUUGCACUAUUUUGGGGAGCGUUUUGCUAAAAAUAUUUAAUGAAGUUGCAAAUUUGCAUGUAUUUAAUUUAUUUUGUAUUUUUCAAAGUUUUAUAUUUUCUUUCUUUAUGUGCAUGUGCACUGCCAGAAGAAUGAACUGUGAACUUGCCAUAUGCAAUCUUUAAUAAAAAGUACUAAUUGA